AUGGAAUCAAUACACAAACGACCUUCAUCUCGAGGAUGCACAAAUGUGUAUGGCUCUCGGUUCGCAUCCGAACAUAUGCCUUGCGAUGAACUUCCCUCCGAUGAAAUGCCCAAAGAGACUGCCUACCGCAUGAUCAAGGACGACCUGGUUCUGGAUGGAAACCCAAUGUUAAAUCUUGCGAGCUUUGUCACGACAUAUAUGGAGGACGAAGCCGAGAAGCUCAUGCUCGAGUCCUCGAACAAAAACGUCAUCGAUCAUGAAGAAUACCCCAAAUCGGUCGAGAUCGAACAACGCUGUCUGAACAUGCUCGCCAACCUUUUCCACUCCCCCAAAAAAGGGGACAAAGCCACGGCGAUCGGGACAGCGUGUAUUGGCUCCUCGGAAGCAAUCAUGCUCGCCACCCUCGCUAUGAAGAAACGAUGGAAGAACCAACGGAAAGCAGAAGGGAAAGACACCUCGCAACCCAACAUCAUCAUGAGCACGGGGGUACAGGUGUGCUGGGAGAAGGCAGCCCGGUACUUCGAGAUCGACGAGAGAUUGGUCCCAUGCACAGAAACCAGAUACGUGAUCGAUCCCACCCAAGCCGUCGAGCUGGUGGAUGAGAAUACCAUUGGCAUCUGUGCCAUCCUGGGAACGACAUACACCGGACAAUACGAGGAUGUCAAGGGGAUCAAUGAUGCCUUGGUCGCAAAGAAACUCAGCACCCCGAUUCAUGUGGAUGCUGCCAGUGGUGGCUUCGUCGCUCCCUUUGUGAACCCAGAUCUGGUGUGGGAUUUCCAGCUGCCCAAUGUCGUGUCCAUCAAUGUUUCCGGUCAUAAAUACGGACUGGUGUAUCCCGGUAUCGGAUGGGCCCUCUGGCGAUCACCUGAGUAUCUACCGGAAGAACUAAUCUUCAACAUCAACUACCUCGGUGCCGACCAGCUCAACUUCACGUUGAACUUCUCCAAGCCCGCCUCCCACAUCAUCGCCCAGUAUUACCAGAUGAUCCGUCUCGGUCGACGUGGAUACCACGCCAUCAUGAGCAACCUCACCCACACAGCAGAUUACCUCACCGAGCAGCUCCAGCAGAUGGGUUUCACGAUCAUGAGCGAUGGCGGUGGCAAGGGUCUACCCGUCGUCGCAUUCCGUCUCGGAUUUGCGCAAAACAUCCUCUUCGAUGAGUUCUCUCUGGCGCAUAAGCUCCGGGAACGGGGCUGGAUUGUUCCUGCGUAUACCAUGGCGGCGGAUUGUGAGAAGAUGAGCAUGAUGCGGGUGGUGUUGCGGGAAGACUUUACGCAGAGUCGGUGUGAUAGUCUCGUGCAAGAUAUCCAGUUUGCAUUGAAAGCGUUGGUGGAUCAGGAGAUCCGCAAUAUCCAGCGGUAUCAGGCAUUGCUUUCCACCCAGAACAUCAAGAAGCCGUGUGUGGAAAGUACCUGUGUGGAGGUUGAUCCGGAAUUAGAGACUGUCAAGGUCUAA
Molecule: messenger RNA, 1455 nt
Organism: Penicillium longicatenatum
Lineage: Eukaryota; Fungi; Ascomycota; Eurotiomycetes; Eurotiales; Aspergillaceae
Exons: 5
Coding region: 1-1455 (484 amino acids)
Biological process (GO): L-glutamate catabolic process
Cellular component (GO): cytosol
Molecular function (GO): pyridoxal phosphate binding; glutamate decarboxylase activity
Source: RefSeq, a predicted model, not a curated record